Molecule: messenger RNA, 131 nt
Organism: Cetraspora pellucida
Lineage: Eukaryota; Fungi; Glomeromycota; Glomeromycetes; Diversisporales; Gigasporaceae
Source: the annotation of a GenBank genome assembly
AUGUUGUUCAGACAUCUUUGGGCUUUUCCUUCUAUUUUUAUGCUUUAACAAUGUUCUGUGUUCGAGGAAUACCUGCUUCUAUGGAGUUAUACACAGACCACAUUUGUGAUGAGAAAAAGAGUGAUAAAUAG